Messenger RNA from Saitoella complicata NRRL Y-17804, 1579 nucleotides. RefSeq lists its product as uncharacterized. Gene Ontology annotation, cellular component: precatalytic spliceosome. The coding region runs from base 1 to 1503 and encodes 500 amino acids. Lineage: Eukaryota; Fungi; Ascomycota; Saitoellomycetes; Saitoellales; Saitoellaceae. Gene Ontology annotation, molecular function: nucleic acid binding. The transcript has 2 exons. The record is from RefSeq and is a predicted model, not a curated record. Gene Ontology annotation, biological process: mRNA cis splicing, via spliceosome.
AUGUCGCUCUUUGACGACCUCCCGCCAGUAGGCAACGAUCCGGCAGACACUCCAACUGCCCCGGCAGUUCCAGCAGCAGCUGCGGCACCUCCAGCGGUGCCCAAGCCUUCGUUAUACGGUGAUUUGUUGACGGGCGGCGUGACCGGACCAAUUGAGAGAGCACCGGUGCGAUAUGAUGCAAAGCUCGCCGAGAGGGAGGAGGCAAACAAGAUCAAUGAAGCAGCUCUUCGCUUCCAACCAAUCCUUACCCGCCGACCCGCUCCACUCAAGAAACCUGUCUUGAGACCUCUGGUUGCCCGGUCUACUACUGUCGCUCGUCCUAUAGUAGCGGCACCAGUCGUCACUACAUCCCUGGAUGAUUGGACCGAGUCCAUCGACAUCGAUCCAGAACCCAAGCGUCGUGCUCCGAAACGCAAGAAGUCUCGGCCACAGGCCCCACAAUGGGAUGAUGAAUACGACCCAGCGAAGCCAUGCGAGUACGAGGACUAUCUACGCUCCGCGGAAAGGGUUGAGGAGAGGAGAGAGUGGAGGAAUAGGAAUGUCGUGGAUGACAAAAGUGAGGAAGAGGAAGCACCGAGGAAUAUGAUGUUUGCACCGCCGGGAAUAGGUGGAGGGAUGAACUUUGCGCCGCCGCCGACGUUGACCGGUAUGGCUGGCAGGAAAGACGAGGAAGAGGAGGAAGAUGACUACAGACCCAGCUUUGGCGGCGGCAAUGGACGGAUGGGAUUGGGCAUGGCUGCUCCAGUUCCACCAUCAGCACUGCCGUCGGCCCUGGCACCUAUCCCGGAGGAGACAGCAGAAGAGGCAUACGCGCGAAGGAUGUACUUGUCAGCUGGUGUGCCACCCCCGCCUCCGCCUGUACAACCACAAGCACCAACAUUCGUCCGUCCUGCGGGGCCCACGCCAUCAAUGCCCACAUUCAUCCCAGCCUCUGCCCCACCAGAACCCCCAUCCCAUCCCAUCUCCCCGCCAACCGAAGAACAACGCUCCCUCCGCCCAGGCCAACGCGACUUCGCCUCCCGCCUCAUGUCAAAAUACGGCUGGCAAUCCGGCACCGGCCUCGGCGCCGAUCCCUCCCGCCGCGGAAUCCUCCACGCCCUCACCGUCGAAGCAUCAAAAGAACGCAAAGGCACAGGCCGAAUCCUGGAUGCAAAUCCUGUCCAGAAGAAUGAGGGCAGGUUUGGGAAGACGAGUAAGGUUGUUGUGCUGAUGAAUAUGGUUGGUGGAAGGGGUGAGGUUGAUGAUGAACUUGGGCAGGAGAUUGGGGAGGAGUGUGAAAAGAGUUAUGGGAAGGUCGAGAGGUGUUUUGUCUAUUCCAAUUCGUCGAAUGCAGUGCCUGAUGGAGAAGCGGUGCGUGUGUUUGUGAAGUUCACGGCGGAGCUGAGUGGAUUGAGAGCGGUGAACGCCUUGGAUGGACGACUAUUCGCAGGCAGAGAAGUACGGGCACGGUUUUACGACCAAAUGGCCUUCGAUCAGGGACGGCAUAACUUGCACCUUGGUUGAUUAGAUAUCCUUUCCAGCUAAUACUAAGCACUACAAAAUGCCAAAACCUAUCUAGCCAUGUGUGUGUGUAUCGAGA